Molecule: messenger RNA, 1359 nt
Organism: Bombus pascuorum
Lineage: Eukaryota; Metazoa; Arthropoda; Insecta; Hymenoptera; Apidae
Gene: O-fut1
Product: GDP-fucose protein O-fucosyltransferase 1
Exons: 6
Coding region: 124-1275 (383 amino acids)
Biological process (GO): Notch signaling pathway; protein O-linked glycosylation via fucose
Molecular function (GO): peptide-O-fucosyltransferase activity
Source: RefSeq, a predicted model, not a curated record
UAUGCAAUAAUCGAUGCACGUAUCCAUAGUAAUGGUGGAAAUGUAUAAAAACCGGAGUAAUUUAUAUUAAACUGUGUGUCCUUAAUUAUUUAUAAUUAAAUAAAAUAAGUAAGGAAACUCGAAAUGUUCAGUAUUAUUUUCAUUCUACUAUUAACCACAUUUUAUAACACAUAUUGUGAAGACUUUGAUAUUGAUACAAAUGGAUAUAUUGUUUAUUGUCCUUGUAUGGGGCGAUUUGGAAAUCAAGCGGAUCACUUUUUAGGUGCUUUAGGAUUUGCGAAAGCACUAAAUCGUACUUUAGUUUUACCACCAUGGGUUGAAUAUAGAACUGGAGAAACAAAAUCUAUACAAGUUUCAUUUGAUAUAUAUUUUAAUGUCUCAAAAGUUCAAAGUUACCAUAAAGCACUAUUAAUGGAGAAUUUUAUGCAAGACAUAGCACCAAAAAUAUGGCAAUCCAAGGAAAGAGUAUCUUUUUGUUAUUCUGCACGUGGAAAAGGAGAUUCAUGCAAUGCCAAAGAUGGAAAUCCAUUUGGUUCAUUUUGGGAUACAUAUAAUAUAGAUUUUGUAAAAUCAGAAUUUUAUGGUCCUUUACAUUAUGAUGUUCAUCAUACAGACAUGGCAGUACAAUGGAAAAAACAAUAUCCUGCAUUACAUUGGCCAGUAUUAGCAUUCACAGGUGCACCUGCUAGUUUUCCUGUACAAUUGGAAAAUAAAAAAUUACACAAGUAUGUUGAAUGGAAUACAAACAUGCUUAAUAAAGCCAUAGCAUUUAUAAAACAAAAAUUACCAAGGGGAGCAUUUGUAGGAAUUCAUCUACGUAAUGGAAUUGAUUGGGUUCGUGCUUGUGAAUUUAUAUCCAGCACACCAAAUCUCUUUGCUGCUCCACAAUGCCUUGGAUAUCGUAACGAACGUGGAAAAGCAACUUCUGCUAUGUGUCUACCAUCAUUUGAUUUAAUAGUACGUCAUCUAAAACGGGUUAUUCGUAAUGGUAAUGACAUCAAAUCAGUAUUUGUAGCAUCAGAUAAUAACUAUAUGAUCGAGGAACUUACUAAAGCCUUAGCACGGAUGGAAGUUCCAGUUUUUAAACAAGAUUCACCUGCAUCGCCUCAUUUAGAUUUAGCUAUUCUUGGAAGAGCAAAUUAUUUUAUAGGAAACUGUAUAUCGUCAUUCUCAGCUUUUGUCGCAAGAGAAAGGGAAAUUAAAGGGUAUCCCACAUUUUUUUGGGGUUUCCCCUCAGAGAGGUCUUCAUCUUCUAUCACACAUGAAGAAUUGUAGCAACAUAAUUUUUAACUAGGUCCGUUUGUUUUUUUUAAUUUUUCCUUCAUCUAUAAUUAAUAAAAGCUGGACCCAUUUAAAUUA